CUUUACCACUUUUAACAUGAAAAAACCCACUUACAACCAAUGUUGAUAAAGAGUGAGAGGCACCAAUUCCCAAGGUGUGUUUGGAAAGGUUGGGGUGGGGCCAAGGGAGGGCUGGGAGAACUAGAUGAGGUGGACGGGCUGGGUGAGUCAGAAUGGGCUGAGGAAGAAGAAGGAGAUAAGGAAGGUGAGCCUAGGAAUGUGUGUGAAGAAAGGAAAAUUCAGUUGGGUGAUGGUGGUGGUGAUGAUAAGUUAGAAGUAAGUACUAGGGAUUCGCGAGCAGCUUGUAGCUGUGGGUGGAGUGGUCCGAUAGCAGAGACAAUUCAGCAGCUUAACAAUAGUCGCAAAGGCAGUUCAGCAGUUCAUAGAUCGACUUCGACUUCAACUUUGAGCAGCAGUGGCGCAGCAACAAUCCAGACUCCAGAUGGAUUUGGUUCAGCAACAGCAGUCCAAACUCUAGAUGGAUCUGGUUCGGCAGCAGCAGUGUGUUCGAGGCAAAAGGGUGAGACGUGAAAUAGAGAAAGGUAGAAGGGUGGCAAUGAAGGGAAUCGAGGGAUUUAAGGUUUGAGAUUUGUAGGGGAGGGCCAAAGGGGAAGGUUGAACAUGACCUAAGUGAGAGACAGAGAGAGUUCCAGAGUGAGGUAGAGGUAGUGUGAGAAUUGGAGAAAUGAAUAAGGUUACUUAGG
This is a messenger RNA of Rubroshorea leprosula, 683 nucleotides long. The record is from the annotation of a GenBank genome assembly. NCBI's taxonomy places the organism in Eukaryota, Viridiplantae, Streptophyta, Magnoliopsida, Malvales, Dipterocarpaceae.